CUCAUUUUUAUUUAUGUUUUUUUCAAUUUCAAAUUUCAAAACCUCAACACUGUUAGCCUGAAAAUGGAGGCAAGUCCAAUCCCGAUCGGAUCGUGUUCCAAAGAGCACCAGAAGAUCUACAGAGAUUGGUUCAAUGUCGCCGAUUCAGAUGGAGAUGGACGUGUUACUGGAAAUGAUGCUACAAAGUUCUUCUCCAUGUCUAAACUUUCUCGUCAAGAACUCAAGCAGAUUUGGGCGAUUGCGGAUUCUAAACGACAAGGAUUUCUAGGAUUGACAGAGUUCAUCGUUGCUAUGCAGCUGGUUUCUUUGGCACAAGCAGGAAAUGAACUAACCUCUGAUGUUCUUAAAAGUUCAGUUGAUGCAGAGAAUAUUAGUCUUCCUAUAAUGGAAGGUUUGGAUGCCUUAGCAGUGAAGAGCAAGGAUUCGACAACCAAUGGGGAGCCUGAAAUGAAUGGAACUACUCAUCCCCAAGUUCCAACAUCUGCUAAAUGGUUUACUUCAAAGUCUGCAAGAAAGACCCCUGCAAGCGCAGUUACCUCAAUUAUUGAUGGCUUGAAGAGACUUUACAUUGAAAAGCUAAAGCCAUUGGAAGUUACCUAUCGAUUUAAUGAUUUUGUGUCUCCUUUCUUGACAAACAGUGACUUUGAUGCUAAACCAAUGGUUAUGCUUUUGGGUCAGUAUUCAACUGGGAAAACUACAUUUAUAAAGCAUUUGUUGCAAUGUGAUUACCCAGGAGCUCAUAUAGGACCAGAGCCUACAACUGAUAGAUUUGUGGUUGUAAUGAAUGGACCUGACGAAAGAAGUAUACCUGGGAACACUAUUGCUGUUCAUGCAGACCUGCCAUUUGGUGGCUUGACAACGUUUGGAGGAGCGUUUUUAUCAAAGUUUGAGUGUUCUCAAAUGCCACAUCCAUUGUUAGAUCAAAUAACAUUUGUUGACACUCCUGGAGUUCUAUCUGGAGAAAAACAAAGAACACAACGAAGUUAUGAUUUCACCGGUGUUAUAUCAUGGUUUGCAGCUAAAUGUGAUCUCAUCCUUCUGCUGUUUGACCCGCACAAAUUAGACAUAAGUGAUGAAUUUAAACGAGUAAUUUCAUCUUUACGUGGUAAUGAUGACAAGAUACGCGUUGUCCUGAAUAAAGCACACCAAGUUGAUACCCAACAACUAAUGAGAGUUUAUGGAGCUUUGAUGUGGUCACUGGGAAAAGUUCUGAAUACUCCAGAGGUUGUGCGUGUUUACAUCGGCUCUUUCAAUGAUAAGCUCCUUAAUGAAGCUGCCAUUGGUCCACUGGGGCAAGAUCUUUUCGAGAAAGAACAAGAUGACCUUCUCAAGGACUUGAUAGACAUUCCAAGAAAGGCUUGUGAUCGUCGGAUCAAUGAAUUCGUGAAGCGUGCUAGAGCUGCAAAAAUCCAUGCUUAUAUAAUUAGCCAUCUCAAGAAGGAGAUGCCUGCUAUGAUGGGCAAAGCUAAAGCUCAACAACGACUUAUCGAUAAUCUUGAAGACGAAUUCGGGAAGGUGCAACGAGACUUCCAUCUGCCGGCCGGCGAUUUCCCAAGCGUGGAGCACUACAGGGAGGUGUUGAAUGGUUACAGCAUCGAUAGAUUCGAAAAGUUGAAACCUAAGAUGAUACAAGCUGUAGAUGAUAUGUUAGGAUAUGAAAUCCCAGAGCUCCUGAAAAUCUUCAGGAAUCCUUAUGAAUGAAGCUUGAGGGAUCAGAGUGGCGAAAAGAAGAAUAUUGCUUCUGUUGCAAUAUUCGUAGCUUUUGCUACGCUUUAGCCUUUUCUUAUUAUGCUUUUCAAGCGUGUUUUCAUCAAAUAAAAUGUCCCUUUUGUCAAUGUAUUCACUGCCCGUUCAUCAGACUUUGAAAAAUUCGACCCUUGGAAAUAGUCCAAUAGAGAUGACAAAAGAGUGAUUCAAUUUUGGCA
Molecule: messenger RNA, 1925 nt
Organism: Theobroma cacao (cacao)
Lineage: Eukaryota; Viridiplantae; Streptophyta; Magnoliopsida; Malvales; Malvaceae
Product: EH domain-containing protein 2-like
Biological process (GO): endocytosis; endosomal transport
Cellular component (GO): plasma membrane; cytoplasm
Molecular function (GO): protein binding; calcium ion binding; GTP binding
Source: RefSeq, a predicted model, not a curated record